UUCCAGUGCGCAGGCGCAGAGCCCCGGGCGAAGGGGGCGGACCCGAGCCUCCGGGUCCGGGCGCGGCGGCGCGCGCACCUCGAGCGACUCUGCCAGUUCCUCCGGCCCUGGCUCCUGUGGCUCUCGAGCUACUGCGGAGGACAAGACUCCCCCGCCCGCUCCUCCCCGGCACCCGGGACGCCUGGCAGCGGCCAUGCAGAACCAGGUUCUGACCCCGCACGUCUACUGGGCCCAGAGACAUCGCGAGGUGUAUCUGCGGGUGGAGCUGAGCGACGUGCAGCACCCUGACAUCAGCAUCACUGAAAAUGUCCUUCACUUCAAAGCCCAUGGCCAUGGUGCCAAAGGAGACAAUGUAUAUGAAUUUCACCUGGAAUUCCUAGAGCCUGUGAAGCCUCAGCUGACUCAUAAGCUGACCCAAAGGCAGGUGAACAUCACAGUGCAGAAGAAAGAGAAUCAUUGGUGGGAGAGACUGACCAAACAAGAAAAACGCCCCCUUUUUUUGGCCCCUGAUUUUGAUCGCUGGCUGGAUGAGUCUGAUGCAGAAAUGGAACUCAAGGCCAAGGAAGAAGAACGGAUAAACAAAAUCAGGAUGGAGUCCAGAGUUCCAAAUGACUCUUUCGCCAACCUGAAGAGAGGAUACCUGUUUAUGUAUAAUCUGGUUCAGUUCUUAGGAUUCUCCUGGAUCUUUGUCAACAUGACAGUGCGGCUGUUUAUCUUAGGAAAAGAUUCUUUCUAUGACACAUUCCACACCAUGGCUGACAUGAUGUAUUUCUGCCAGAUGCUGGCAGUUGUUGAGAUCAUCAAUGCUUUUCUUAGAGUCACUCGGUCGCCAGUGAUCCCCACCUUGAUCCAGUUCUUUGGCAGAAAUUUCAUUUUAUUUGUCAUCAUCGGCAGUUUGGAAGAAAUGCAAAGCAAAGCUGUGGUUUUCUUUAUAUUUUAUCUUUGGAGCACAAUAGAGAUAUUCAGGUAUCCAUUCUACAUGCUUUCCUGCAUCGACAUAGAAUGGAAAUUACUCACUUGGAUCCGAUACUCCAUCUGGAUUCCUUGCUAUCCUCUGGGAUGUUUGGCAGAAGCUGUCUCAGUCAUCCAGUCUAUUCCAGUAUUCAGUGAGACGGGGAAGUUCAGCUUUACGUUGCCGUAUCCACUGAACAUCACAGUCAAAUUUUCAUUCUUUCUUCAAAUCUAUCUUAUAAUGUUAUUUUUAGGACUGUUUGUAAAUUUCCGUCACCUUUAUAAACAACGAAGACGGCGUUAUGGACCCAAAAAGAGAAAAACCAACUAAGCAGAGCAGCAAAUGGCUUCUUACCAGAUUAAUCAUAAUCUGUAGUUCUUAAUGGUUUUAUCUAUUAUGCCAAUACAAAGGCUUUUCUAAAGUUUAAUAAUUUUAAUUUUCAGUGAUUCCAUAGCUCCAGGUAACAUUCCUCUACUUAUUGUACCACUUCACUACAGAACAUGCAUGACCGGUAACCCUCAUGUUCAGCCAACUUGCCUCCUGACUUUCACCAUCCUAAGAACAGUACAUAAUUCCUGCAUAUACUGUAUAGUUAGUGAUAGUAGGAGGAUUUGCCCCAAUCUCUGCUUCUGUCAGCCAGCCAGCUACAUUUACUGAGCACAUAAAGGCAGAACCUUGUGCUGUAUAUUUUCUUAGUUGAGAUUUCUCAUCUUCAACACUGGCUUGUGAGGAAAAGCAAGAUGGUGCUCUCUUACAGGUAACUGAAAGCUACAGUCAUGGGUCUCAGAAACCAAAAAAAAAAAAACAUGAGUAUCAUAGGUUAUUUGUUAAGUUACCACAAGGUCAAUCUUUUGAUGAUCAGUUUAGGCCCAGCCACUGAUAAACUUUUAUCUGAGCCAUAUUGGGGAUAGACUCUGUAGUCUUAGAACCUUUGCUGAACCUACAUCUUACCUCUUAUUGCUGGUGGGCCGCCCUUUGCUAAAGUUUUGAUUGUGUGGGCAUUGGAUAGAGAGUAAAAGACUUGAGAGAAUGACAGGAAAUCAAACCUGGAACCAUUCACUGUCCCUUCUCCAGUGGCUUAAUUGCCAGUAACCCUCUUUUUUUUUUCAAACUUCUGUUGAAGUUUAAUAAUUUUUAAAAUUCAUGUCAUUAGAAUGAACAGUAAAUUUAAGGCAAUGCUCAAACGUAAGAUAUUGGUUUAUCCACUACACAGAGUUAACUCAGUUGUCUAUUUGUAAAAGAAUAGUGGGAAAAGCAAUUUUUUGGAAGGACCAUAGCUGCCUUCAUUCUACUGCAGUUAAACUGACUUUUUCACUUACCAUUGUAGCACAAUUGGGAAAACAAAGCUGGGAAUUUGGCAGUCUGCUAACUGGUGUCAGUAAGAUUCUGGAAGGAAACAUCCUAGCAGGGGUAGAAGGAAUUUGAAAGAAAAAAGAUCACUUGUUUUAAAGCUUAAUAGGGUUUUCUCCACUGCACUUUGAGUAUGCCAUGUAGAAAGGCUGUUAGAAGAAACAUUUGAAGAAAAGCAUUCAAGGCAUAAAUAGAUCCUUCAGCCCUGUCCUGGAACUUAAGUCACUGUUUCUGCCCAGGGAUCACACAGUGAUUUAUACUUUGGAGUUAUAGGAGCUGUGAGCCUAGGACAGUAUCUUGGCUUGAUAUCAAACACCUAAUUAGCAUAAGGAAGGCAUUUUCCCCUUUUAAUUUAUUCCUUGGUAGGACAAUGUUUUGCAUGCCUGCAGCUUCUCAUCAACACUUAACUUGUUCAUACUAACUUCUGACAUGUUCUUUCAACUUGAGUUCUUAUGAAAUCUUAUGAAAUUUCACUUUUGCAGUCAAGUAGUCUGCACUCUCAAGGAAAAAACUCAUAUUCUUUGUGAUUGUCAUGGAUCUUAUACUGUCUCUGAGGAGGCAAAAGAUGGUGGAUUUCUAUUAAAACAUUUACAGUGAAAA
Molecule: messenger RNA, 2902 nt
Organism: Trichosurus vulpecula (common brushtail)
Lineage: Eukaryota; Metazoa; Chordata; Mammalia; Diprotodontia; Phalangeridae
Gene: HACD3
Product: 3-hydroxyacyl-CoA dehydratase 3
Exons: 11
Coding region: 194-1282 (362 amino acids)
Biological process (GO): very long-chain fatty acid biosynthetic process; sphingolipid biosynthetic process; fatty acid elongation
Cellular component (GO): endoplasmic reticulum membrane
Molecular function (GO): 3-hydroxyacyl-CoA dehydratase activity
Source: RefSeq, a predicted model, not a curated record